AAGCUUAUUUUGCAAAAAUUAGGCAUUAAGCAACGUUUUGGAGCGGUGUAUCAUCCACAAAGUCAAGGUAUUUGUGAAAGAAUGAAUGGAGUUCUUAAAAACCGUCUCAUUAAGAUCUGUCAACAUACGGGGCUCAAUUGGAUUGAAGGGCUCCCAUUAGCAUUGAUGGCUUGCAGAUCCAGUGAGCUUCGUGAGUUGCAUAUGACACCAUUUGAGUUAGCUGUAGGUCGCUGCAUGACCACACCUAGCUUGCGCACUAGCGGGAAGGGCCCAAGCCUAUCUCUGCUGGAAGACAAUAUGAAAGCUUAUGUCAAAUACAUGUCUAACCUCCAAAGGAGUAUUUCUGCUUAUGUCACCCAAAAACAGGAGCAGACCAAGAAAGAGGAACACAGAGGUGCCACCAUCCUACCAGGGGAUAAAGUGUUCGUGAAAGUGUUCCGCAGGAAGUGGUUUCACCCUCGUCGAGAAGGACCAUUCCAAGUCCUUCGCAGCACAGGAACUGCAGUUCAGGUAGAGGGAUCACCUACCUGGUUCCACGUCAACCACUGCAUCAAAGCACCAGAGGAUAACGAAGGCGAUGGAGAACAGCCACGAGACACAGAGAGCGGUGACGAUCCGGAGGAGGAACAGAGGCAUAACGACGAUGAUGGAAGUAAUGUUGAUCAUGCAUCUGCUUCAAUGGGCGCCGAGGGCCAUGCUUGCUUCGACACCAUCGACUUCCAGCAUGCUCCAGAACCAACGGAGCCACAACAAGGGAGAAAAUCAACCCCAGAUCAACCAGUCGAACCAAGAAGCCCCAGACCGGUUCGGGAGAUCCGAGUCCCGAUUCGGUUCAAAGACUACAGUUAAAGGAGAAAUCGGGAGCUCCAUCUUGCUUCCGUGUAGCUGCCCAAUAGGAGCCAAAGCAGACUUCGAUCUGGCUCUAUGGCAAAAAGAGGGAGCAGCAGUGGCCAUAGUAGGAGAACAGCUGGAAGAAGCUAGCUCAC
Larimichthys crocea (large yellow croaker) is the source of this 986-nucleotide messenger RNA. RefSeq lists its product as uncharacterized. The transcript is spliced from 2 exons. The coding region runs from base 82 to 849 and encodes 255 amino acids. Lineage: Eukaryota; Metazoa; Chordata; Actinopteri; Sciaenidae. Gene Ontology annotation, molecular function: nucleic acid binding. The record is from RefSeq and is a predicted model, not a curated record.